AUGGCCCCAGAGAAGAUGGCUAUCGUCUGCAUCCAACGCGGCACAUCCGGCAUCGGCUUCGCCAUCGCCGAGCGAUUUCUCCAAGAAGGAGCAGAUCGCGUCAUUCUUGUCGGCAGAUCUUACGACCGGCUAGUCAAAGCCGCUUCUCGACUAUAUUCUUCCACCCUUGGAGGCAUACCCACUGCCACCGCGCCUAGCGGGGGUAGCGCCGAUGGUCAAGUCGCAACAAAGGCGCCCGAAGCAGAUCAACAAGCGCAGAACCAAGGCACCGCGAAGCCGCAGGGGACGCUGAUUGAGUCGUCAAGCAGAGUCAGCCUACUCGUCGGCGAUGUCUCCGAAGCCGCGACGUGGUUGCGCCAGCUGGAAAAGGCAAUGCAACCCGUAGACAUCCUCGUCAACGCAGCUGGCAUCUCCACAUCCAACAUCCUCGCCAAGCUCGAAGCAGACGAAAUCUCGCGGGUCCUCCGCACGAACCUCGAGGGACCGAUGCUGACCGCACGGGCACUGGUCCGCGCCUCGAUUCGCAGCCGGAUGAAGAAUCGCGGCACUGGUACCGGCGCGCCCCGCUCGAAAUGCAUCAUCAACAUUUCCUCCUUGCUUGCUGUUAAGGGUGGGACUGGCGCGGUGCCCUAUGCUGCGUCCAAGGCUGGUAUUCUGGGCCUCACGCGCUCGUUGACGGUGGAGACGGCCAGUUCGCUGAGAGAUGUCGUGAUUCGGUCGAAUGCCAUCCUGCCGGGUUAUGUGGAGACGCCAAUGAUUGCAGACUUCAGUGAAGGCGAGACCUCCAGGUUGAAAGAUAGUAUCCCGCUACGAAGAUUUGGCACUCCAGAUGAGAUUGCUGAUGCGGCAGUGUUCCUGGCGCAAAAUGAAUACGCGAAUAACUGCGUCCUGAAUCUAGAUGGCGGACUGAGUGCUAUCUAG
Molecule: messenger RNA, 921 nt
Organism: Aspergillus clavatus NRRL 1
Lineage: Eukaryota; Fungi; Ascomycota; Eurotiomycetes; Eurotiales; Aspergillaceae
Product: SDR family NAD(P)-dependent oxidoreductase
Exons: 4
Coding region: 1-921 (306 amino acids)
Molecular function (GO): oxidoreductase activity, acting on the CH-OH group of donors, NAD or NADP as acceptor
Source: RefSeq, a predicted model, not a curated record